AUGUGCCGCUGGCACGCUGCGCUGCGCACUUGGAAGGCCGAGCACCGGACAUUGGCACGCCGCCUAUGGAGCCUGCGUGCCAAGGGCCGAUGGAAGGAGGCGCUGGCGCUGUGGCAGGAAGAAGGCCCCCAGCAACUCGAGGCGGCGGAAGCCGCUUGCGCGGAGGCGCUGGGCGCAAUGGUGCGGGUGGCUGCAGCAGCAGAGGCAGCCCAGCUCCUACGCAAGAUGCGGGCGCAAUCCUUGGAGCUGGGAGAGGUGGCGGUGGGCUCGGCGGUGGCUGCCUGCGUUGCAGGGGGCGCCUGGGAAGAAGCCAUCAAGCUCCUGGCAGAAGUGGAGCUCUGGAGCGUGGCCCCUGGGGUGGUGGCCUACAACGCGGCGCUGGGCGCCUGCGGCCGCGCUAGCAGCGCCGAAAGCGCUGCGCAGCUCUUGAGGCGCAUGGACCGCCUCCAGGUGGCGCCCACUUGCCGCACCUUUGGCGCCGCAGUGGGGGCCAUGGGCCGUGGCCACGCCUGGCAGGCGGCGGUAGGCCUUUUGGAGAAGAUGCGAAGCUCGCCUGGCGGCGCCGACGCGGUGGCCCACGCUGGGACGGUGUCCGCCUGUGCCAAGGCGAUUGCAUGGAAGCAGGCGCUGCAGCUGCUGAGGCCGGAAGUCGGGGAGUGGCUGCUUGAGCCGAUGGCGCCGGCGGCCCUCACAGUGGCCAUCGCGGCUUGCGACCGCGCGAGUCUGUGGCAAGAAGCACUGGCUGUGUACACGGAUAUGCCGAAUCGCAAGAUGGUGCCUAGCCUCGCAUCCCUGAACUCGGCCCUCAGCGCGUGCAGCCGCUGCAGUGAGUGGGAGCAGGCCUUGGCGGUUCGGGCCACCGCUCCGAGCUCCGAUCUGGUCACCUCCGGCCUGCUGGUGCGAGCCAUGGAAAGGGCAGGCCGCUGGGCACUCGGCCUGGCACUCUUCGAAUCCCAAGCCGUGGAAAAGGGCACGGUGGCCUUUACCGCGGCCAUCUCCUGCUGCGCCUUGGGCCGCCGCUGGCAGCAGGCCUUGGCCAUCCUGCGGCGCAUGCCCGCGCAGCAGGUGCCCAUGACGCGCAGCACCAAAAACGCCGUGCUGUCCGGGCAGCCCAGCAUGUCACAGCAGCGCUUGCCCAUUUUUCAGGGCCCCGGGCCGCCGCGCGCCGCGCGCCGCGCGGGCGGAGCCAUGACUCUGGCGCUGGCUGUUUUCGCCAUGGCGGCCACUGCCGAGGGGGCGUGGUACGACGGCAUCCCGUCCGUGCGGGUGUUUGGCCCUGCGGACGCCGAGCUGGCCCAAGGCUUCCUGGAUAGCCACUACAACAAGCUGAAGAUGGGGGAGUUCAGCGUGGACCGCCUGGCUGUGCUUUUGAAGCGAGGCGACUACAAAAACCUCUCCAUCGGCGUCCCCUUUUACACGAGCGUGGCUGGUGUCGGCCGACUCCCGGAGGAGGUGAUUGUGAGAAAGUUCUAUGUGGAGAGCCGCUUGUCAUCGAAAACGGGCGGCGCAACGAAGACGUUCUGGCGCUCCGUGGAAGGCCUCCUGGCGCGGGAGACCUCCUUAUGGGCCACCUCCCAGGCCUGCCCCAUGCGGCGCUGCAUCCUACAGGGCGACCUGCUUCUGUCCUCGACUUUUGGGAAUGAGACGGCCGAAGGCCCCAGCAGCGGGGGCUUCAUCGCCGACACCCAGGUCGUCGGCAAGGUGCACCUCGGCACCCAGCAGCAGUUCUUCUUUCGGAACUGCGAGCUGGGCGGCAUCGUGAAAGGCAAGCUGGCCUUGAACAACGUCUACCUGGGAGUCCACGGUGCGCCGGAGGUCCCGGUUCCGAAUGCACCGCAGAUGGUGUCCCGGAGACCGACGGUGGACCGGGUCGCGGAGAAGCCAUUUCUGACGGAGCAGGAUGGCAUUUGGGAGGUGGUGGUACCAGAUGUGGCAGAAGACACAGCUGGAAGAUACAGCGGCAGCAGUAUCUCCAUCCCUAUUGAGGAUAUGUACGUGGCAAAGGAGGGAGACACUGCAGCAACCAUCAACGCCGGCAUCAUCCCGAAGCGGGGCUUGCUGCUCACCCCGGGCAUCUACGAGCUCUCCACGCCCAUCGUCAUCAUGAACCCCGGCUUCGUGGUCCUCGGCCUGGGCUUCCCCACCUUGGUGGCCAUGGCAGACCAGCCAGCCAUCCUGCAGCUGGCGGAGAACGUGCGGGUGGCCAGCGUCCUCCUGGAGGGUGGCGCCUCAGUCACGAUGUACCAGGAAACCCAGCCCCUGCUGCAUUGGUCAGGUGCCCUUGGUGUGGCCUCGGACAUUUUCGCGCGGGUGGGGUCCUUCAACUACAGCACUGCCUUCCUCUUGCCCUGCCAGGGCCGCAUCGCCAGCAUUUUCGUCCAAGUGGAGGGCAUCGGCGUGGUGCUUGACCACGCCUGGCUCUGGCACGCGGACCACGACGACUGCUCGGCGAGAUGGCCGAACAGCGUUUCUGCCACCACCUGCAAGUCCAGCAAUGCCUUGGUGGUCACAGGCCCCGACGUGAUCGCAUACUGCCUUCAAGCCGAGCACACCUUCAAGGAUCAAGUUCUCUGGCUGGGCGAGAAUGGCAAGUUGUUCUUCUACCAGAAUGAGCUUCCUUACAUCAGCCCAUAUCCAGGGGACCUCUUCGGGCGGCGCUACGCCAGCUACCGGGUGUCUCCCUUUGUUUUGAAGCACCUGGCGGUGGGCCUGGGGAGCUACAGCAUCAGCAUCCCGGGAUACAGCUACGUGGCCAACGUCUCAGCCUUUCUGUACCCCGAGGCUGCGCAGCUGCAAAACGUUAUGGUUUGGCACAUCACCAGCGACAACCGGACACCUUUCUUCGAGAACUUGGCCUGUACCCGGACAGGCGGUCGGCAACUUUGGGAGGUCUACUUUAUGGAAGCAGAGUUCUGCCAAGCUGGGCCCAGAAAGGGAAGAAGCAACAUCACCCUGCUUUUCCGAGGGUUGCAAGUGCGUACCUUGCACAGAACAACGCUGCGGCGACUACUCAGAGGAGUCCAACAAGGGCUUUGUGUGGCAGCUGGGCUUCGAGUCUAG
Effrenium voratum is the source of this 3060-nucleotide messenger RNA. The record is from the annotation of a GenBank genome assembly. Lineage: Eukaryota; Dinophyceae; Suessiales; Symbiodiniaceae.